Molecule: messenger RNA, 897 nt
Organism: Diorhabda carinulata
Lineage: Eukaryota; Metazoa; Arthropoda; Insecta; Coleoptera; Chrysomelidae
Product: gamma-interferon-inducible lysosomal thiol reductase-like
Exons: 4
Coding region: 157-825 (222 amino acids)
Molecular function (GO): oxidoreductase activity, acting on a sulfur group of donors, disulfide as acceptor
Source: RefSeq, a predicted model, not a curated record
CAUGCUACUGCAAUGGGCUAAACAGAAAACAUGAAUAACAGCAGUGACUCCAAAAUAGGUUAAUAGAGGGUCACGUUAUAUACAAUAUAAUCAAAAAAAUAAUGAACUGAUGACCUCAAAUUAGGAACAUAUAUAAUGAACUAGCUUGAAAAUAAUAUGGAUAUAAAUUCAUGUUAUUUUGUUGACGGAGUUGCUGAAAUGUACUUGUUUUGGUGUUUAUUGAUUUCGGUAUUGGAGUUUACUAUUCAGGAAAAAGUGAAAGUAUCGGUUUAUUAUGAAUCUCUAUGUCCCGCUUCAAAGCAAUUCAUUUCAAGACAAUUAUAUCCAGGAUACCAACUUUUAGGUGACAAUUCUCUUACAGUGGACUUGAUUCCUUAUGUAAACAGAGUUAAAAACGUCAACAAAAAUAAAAACGAAUACCGUCUUAUUUGUCAACAUGGUAAAGAAGAAUGUUACGCUAACAAAGUUCACGCAUGCGUCCUACAUUUAAACGCAACUCAAAAAGCGCAAAUCAGUUUUAUCGAAUGUCAUUUGCAGACCAGUGAUCUACAAGAUAAGGAUGAUAUCAAAAAGUGUUUACGUAGUAAUAAUUUGGCCUGGAGCGACAUUAAAGACUGCUUAAUAGAUGAAGGAACUCAGUAUUUAGUUGAAUAUCAUAAACAAGCACAAAGUUUGCGGCCGCCUCUGGAAUAUCUUCCCCAUAUUCUAUUUAAUGAUAAAACUGAUAGAGAUGAAGAGAAAAACAGUAGAAGAGAAUUCGUCAAAAUAGUUUGUUCAAAAUUUAAAGAUGAAAAACCAAAUGGAUGUCCCCAAGAUUUUGAAUAAAUAUGAAAUUUGUUUUUACCGAUGAAAUAGACAAAUACGUUGUAGGAAUUUUUCAGUAAAAAUUUAUAUGAA